UGGGGAGAUCAGUAGAAGGCAGCUUCCUAUAUGAAACCGAAGGAAGGAUUGAAGCUCAGUGGGAGAGCGUCUGCUUUGCAGGCAGAAGGUCCCCGGUUCAGUCCCUGGCAGCAUCUCCAGCUCCAUGUCCAGUUUUCCACAGACGCCCGGGUGCAGCAGAUGUUCGAAAUCCUGUUGGAUGAGAAGAGCGAAAAAGAGAAGCAAGAGAAGGUGAGGGCAGCCAACAACCUCAUCGUUCUCGGCCGAGAGGAAGCCGGAGCGGAGAGAAUCUUCCAGAACAAUGGCCUGAACUUGCUUAUGAGGCUGAUAGAGACCAAAAACCCAGAACUGAUCCUCGCGGCUGUAAGGACCCUUUCCGCGAUGUGUACGGGUCACCAGGCCCGGGCCACUGCAGUCCUUCAUGUGCUGGGAAUUGACAACAUUUGCCUGUGGAUGUCCAUCGACCACAAAGAAAUCUCCCUGGUAGUCUGCAAUCUCCUGCAAGCCAUCACAGACUCCUUGUCUGGGGAGAGCAAGAAGGAAGAAUUGGGAAAAGAGGAUGCAGUGGUGCUGGACACCAAGAAGGAUUUGAAGAAGAUCACCGUCUAUCUCCUGGACAUGCUGCCCAGCAAAAAGGUGUCUGGGCAAGGCCGGGACCGGGCUCUCAAUUUGCUCAACAAGAACGUGCCCAGGAAGGACCUGAGAAACCACAACAACAGCCGGAGCCUGUUUGUCAUUGAUAAUGGUCUAAAAAAGAUCCUGAAGGUGGAUGGCCAGAUCCCCGACCUGCCCAACUGCCUGCCCCUGACGGAGAACACCCAGCUGACGACUUCAGUCCUCCUGAACAAACUCUACGACGACCUGCGAUGCGAUCCCGAAAGAGAGAAUUUCAGGCUGAUCUGCGAAGACUACAUCCAGAGCAAGAUUGACCCCCAAGACAUGGACAAGACGCUGCACGCCAUCCAGGUGGUCUCCGGAGUCCUGCAAGGCCCUUUUGACCUGGGGAACCAACUCCUGGGCAUGAAGGGCGUGAUGGAGAUGAUGGUGGCCUUGUGUGGCUCCGAGAGAGAAAUCGACCAGCUGGUGGCUGUGGAGGCCCUGAUCCACGCCUCUACCAAGCUGAGCUGGGCCACCUUUAUCAUCACCAACGGGAUCACUUUGCUGAAGGAAAUCUAUAAGAAGACCAAGAAUGAGAAGAUCAAGAUCAGGGCAUUGGUGGGUCUUUGCAAACUGGGCUUGGCUGGUGGGACCGAUUACGGGCUGCGGCAAUUUGCGGAAGGAUCAACUGAAAAACUGGCAAGGCAGUGCCGGAAGUGGCUGUGCAACCCGGCCAUCGACCCCUGCACGAGGAAGUGGGCCAUCGAAGGGCUGGCUUACCUGACCCUGGAUGCGGACGUGAAGGACGACUUUGUGGAGGAUGAGCCGGCCCUGCAAGCCAUGUUUGAAUUAGCCAAGACCAGCGACAAGACCAUCUUGUACUCGGUGGCCUCCAUCUUGGUGAAUUGCACUAACAGCUACGAUGUCAAGGAACUCGUCCCGGAGCUGGUCCAGCUAGCCAAGUUUUCCAAGCAGCAUGUGCCGGAGGAGCAACCCAAGGACAAGAAGGAUUUCGUCACCAAGCGUCUGAUCGCAGCCAGCGUUACCUCUGCCCUGGUCUGCAUGGUGAAGGCCGACAGCACCAUCUUGACCGACCAGACAAAGGAACUCUUAGCCAGAGUUUUCCUUGCUCUGUGUGACAACUCCCGGGAUCGUGGCACCAUCGUUGCUCAAGGGGGCGGAAAGGCCCUCAUCCCUUUGGCCCUGGAAGGCACGGACGUUGGGAAGAUCAAAGCAUCCCAUGCUCUGGCUAAAAUCGCAGCCGUCUCCAAUCCGGACAUCGCAUUCCCUGGGGAGAGGGUUUACGAGGUCGUGCGGCCGCUGGUCAGCUUGCUGAACACCGACAGAGACGGGCUCCAGAACUAUGAGGCUCUUCUGGGGCUCACGAACUUUUCCGGCAGAAGUGACAAACUCAGGCAAAAGAUCAUCAAAGAGAAAGCCAUGCCAGACAUCGAGAACUACAUGUUUGAAAACCACGAUCAGCUCCGCCAGGCAGCUACGGAGUGCAUGUGCAAUCUCGUGGUCAACAAAGAGGUUCAAGAGCGGUUCCUAGCGGACGGAAACGACUGGCUGAAGCUGGUGGUGUUGCUCUGCGGGGAGGAUGACAAGAAAGUCCAGAACGCGGCUGCAGGAGCCCUGGCCAUGCUGACGGCUGCCCACAAGAAGCUGUGCCACAAAGUCACCCAAGUGACCACACAGUGGCUGGAGAUUCUGCAGCGGCUGUGCAUUCACGACAAGCUGGACGUGCAACACCGCGGGCUCGUGGUCGUUUACAACCUCAUCCACGCCGACCAGGAGCUGGCCAAGAAAUUGGUGGAGAGCGAAAUGCUGGAAAUCCUGACGAUCGUCGGCAAACAGGCCGAUGACCCCAAGAAGCAGCAUGUCCUCAACGUGGCGCGCGAAUGCCUCGUGAAGUGCAUGGACUACGGGUUCAUCAAGCCUUUGUCUCAACGUUAAAGAAAUAAUAGAAGAAACCCAGAACAAUGAGGACUAGGGGAUUGGGGUUGGUUUUGUUUGGCACUUAGAUGAGGAAAGUGAAGUAUAUUUCCAAAGUUUGGGUGACCGUAGCACAGUGGAUGUUCUUUGCCCAAGGAAACAGACAAUCUGCAUAAUUCCUAAGCAGUUUGUUCAGUAGAUACCAGAAUUAGGCCCCUGCUAGUAGGGAUGUGCACAAAUUUCAUUUGAAUCAAUUCAAAUUCAAAUCGAGUUCAAAACCAUCGAAUAGAGUGGCGGUUUGUUCGAAUCGAUUCAAAUUUGCCCAAAGUAGAAUUCGAGUCAAUUCGACUGAAUCUCCAUGCUAGUCAAUGGUUUCAAAUUCAAAUUGGCUGAAAUUCAAUUUGAAUCCAUUCAUGCAAAAUUCGUGAACAUCCCUACCUGCUAGUGACCUUCCUUUGUGAAGUAACCAACCGUUAAGAGCUCUGUGGCUUCAGGAAACAUCAAAUAUUCAAAGUAAUCAAAUAUAUAUAUACACACACACACACAUAUAUAGUGUCUUAUGAGAAAUUCUCAUUGGUCUUAUAAAGAAGCUUUCCACACUCUCUUAAGUCUGCAGCUGGUUGAAAACUCAAUAGACCUUUUUGCACAGAUUCAUGAGUGAAAAUGAGUUCCCUUGAUUAUUCCAGUGGGCUAAGUGUAUAACCAGAAAAGAACACUCAGACUCAAGGAGAGUUGAAUUAGAAGAGGUUUAUUAAAUUACUAAAUACAUGCCAUAGACUACAGAAUGAUAAAACAGGAUGAGAAAUAAAGCAUAUACUGAUUAGCAAAGAUCCGUCCCGACUUAGGUGGAUCCCAAGAGCACGGCUCCUUGGGGCUAUUUAGUUUGGAAAAGAAGCAAUUAUGGGGGAAGAGACAUGAUAGAGGUGUAUAAAAGUCAUGCAUGGAGAAGAGGGAGUGAACUUUCUCCCCCUUUCUCACAACACUAGGACCAGGGGUCACCCCAUGAAACUGAAGGAUGGGACAUUUAGGACUGACAAAAGGAACUCCUUUUUUACACAGCGCAGAAUUAAUCUGUGGAACUCUCUGCCACAGGAUGUGGUGAUGGCCACCAGCUUGGAUGGCUUUAAAAGGGGCUUAGACUAAUUCAUGGAGGACAAGUCUAUCAGUGGCUACUAGUCUGGUAGCUUUAGGCCACCUCCAGCCUCAGAAGCAAGAUGUAUCUCAAUACCAGUUGCAGGGGAGCAACAGCAGGGCAUGCACCUACCUCUUGCCUGUGGGCUUCUUGAAGGCAUCAGGUGGGCCACAAUGUGGAACAGGAUGCUGGACUAGAUGGAGCUUCUUGGGCCUGAUCCAGCAGGGCUCUUCUUAUGUACUCGUGAGUUUCCCCAUUGAAAUUAACGGUUUACUUGUCCCAUUUAACUAAGCACUAAGUUUACUGGUGUGACCACAGGUUAUAACAUAGCAUAACAGAAGAAAAAAAUGCAACAUACUGGAAAGUCACAUCAGUUAGCUUGAACUAAAACCUAUGCUACAUAUACAUUUCUUUCUGAGUUUAAAAGAAAGCAUGGCUAACAUUAGGAACUGCGUCUGCAAAAAGAUAAACUUCUACAUCUGACCCCUUAGGUUCAUCUAUCAACAGUGGUGGUCCCCUGAUCCCCUCGAAAAUAGGGCAACAGAAAAUGUAGUGGAUGAUGUCUUCCAAAUGACCAGCACCACAAAGACAAAAGUGCCGUUCCACUGGGAGUUUGCAAGAUCUCCCUUCGAGAUAUGCUGAGGGCAUAAUCUGGAAAUGGAAAGUUGCAAAAGCCUUUCUCAGUGGAGCACUGCUGGUACAUAGGAAGCUGCCAUAUACUGAGUCAGACCCUCGGUCCAUCUAGCUCAGUAUUGUCUACCCUGACUGGCAGCGGCUUCUCCCAGGCUGCAGGCAGGAAUCUCUCUCAGCCUGAUCUUGGAGAUGCUGCCAGGGAGGGAACUGCGAACCUAGAUGCUCUUCUCAGAGUGGCCCCAUCAUCCCCUGAGGGGAAUAUAAUCUUCCAGUGCUCACACAUCAACUCUCCCAUUCAAAUACAACCAGGGUGGACCCUGCUUAGCUAAGGGGACACAUCAUGCUUGCUGCCACAAGGCCAGCUCUCCUCUGGUAAUAUUAACCAGAUACUGCAAGAGACUUCUAUGUUUCUUAUAAUGGCGGUUUGUCCUAUUAAUUGAGAGGACAAAUGAUAUAACGUUUGUAGGACAAACAAUAAGAGUGCUUCCGAGGAACUUGACUCGGAUGUAAGCCAGCCAGUGACAGGAGAAGCCGUGACACUUCAAACUGGGUAACUACAUUUACAGGAAAUGUAGGACCAGCAAGAGGAAGGACCUUUUCACACAGCACAGAAUUGAUCUGUGGAACUCCCUGCCACAGGAUGAGGUGAUGAUCACUGGCUUGGAUGGCUUCAAGGAAGGCUUAGACAUAUUCACUCAUUAAAUCUUGAGCAACUGCUAACGUUUAAAUGUGUGUGCGUGCAUAUGUAUACAUAUAUGCCGUAUUUUCCAAAUUGAAUUUUCUUAAUCAAAGACUAGGUUUUCUUCCAGGUUAUUGGAUGUUAGAAAUCAGGAGGUUGUUUUAAAUUCAGAGCCUUUUCCCUUUCAAGUAAAUAUAGGUGUAUUAUAGCCCCUGUGAAGAGAGCAAAGAGACACCUUUUUAAAGUGAUUCUCUUAUAUUUAGCAGGGGGAGAGCAACUGGCCCUAUCCAGCCCUAGCACAGCACCCCUCCAGUGGCUGUUGCUGGUGCCUGCCUUAUGUUUCUUUUAGUGUGAGCCCUUUGGGGACAAGAGACCAUCUUAUUUAUGUAUUUCUUUAUUUUUUAUGUAAACCGCUUUGAGAACUUUGGUUGAAGAGCAGUAUAUAAAUAGUUGUAGUAGUUUUUAUUUAUUUAUUUUUUAUUUAUUUUUGCAUUUUUAUACCGCCUUUCGUUAAAAUAUAGCCCCAAGGCGGUUUACAAAAGUUAAAAACAUACAAUAAAAACAACAUGCUAAGAGUAUAAAAACAUAUAAAAACAGGCAUAAAACAAUACAAGAAAUAAAAACACCCAGAAGCAGCAGUAAAAACGAUUAUGUAAAAGCCUGGGUAAAAAGCCAAGUCUUUACAGUCAGGCUGAGGAGAGGAUCCACUGAGGAGAGAUGUGCCCGAACCGUUUCGGCGCCUCAUCAGAGAGGCCUUGAAAUGAUUCAGGCAACCACAGCCAAAGCAUUUCGGUGGGGGAGAAGAGGUAAGACCAGCUUACCUCAUUCUUAAAGCUAUUGCUCUCCACCUCUCUGCAGCUGCCAGAAAUGAUUCGGGCACAUCCCGACCACUGAGCUUCAGCAUGUAGGCAGCCAAUCAGGAGCAGAGAAGGAGGGUCUUCUCCCUCCCCUUCUGCAGUGGACACAUCGGCUUCCAGCUGGUGAUCCUCAGAGAGGGAACAAAUAAUGCAGCCCCUGGAAGCCCUUCAAAUACCCCUCUUGGGAACCCCUGAUACAGUAAAUGAAGACGCUGAUUCGCUCUCGAGGCCACGCAGAGCAGGAGAUUGUGUGAAACUUCCUCGUGGGCAGGGACUGGAUUAAUCCCAAAGACGAUGGGCCGCUCCAGGCCGGAAAAACGGCGAAUGCUGUCGAGGACAAUCUCAUCCAGGAGGAUCUCAUUGGCUUUCACAAACCAGGGAUCCAGACGGAACUUUCUCAUCUCCUGGACUAAGACGCUUCGAAAGGCUGCCGUGGUUUCUUUUGUGCUGCAGAGAAUGGAAAUAUCUUUCUUGGAGUAGCCCCUUCUCAGAUAUUUCCAACAUUGCUCAGCCACAUAAUUUGCCAUUUCUCCUCUCCUCAGACCUUGCUUUGUCUCACAGAAACCUGCCAUGGGGUGGCCACAGCUGGCUUCGCUUAGCAGCCUUCUGAAUUUCUGGUGAGGAAUUUGCAGUUUGGUAUUUUCUACAAUCCUUUUCCUCUCUCCAUCCGUGAUUUUAUAGAUCUCAGCAGCGUUCCGGACUCCAGUGGUGAGGUGGUCCUGAGGAUACUGGGCAUGGAGAGGUGGGAGACCAGUCACAUAACGGUGGCUCAGUUGCCAAUAGUCCAUAAAAAUCCAGAAGAUCCUAGGAGAAGUACCAUCGAGGCUGAACAUCUGGCUAGCUUUCUCGUACCACCCGCCGUCUUCUACACAGAAAUUCUGAGCUUCAUCCACAACUAUGUGCCUGAUGUCUGGGAAUUCUUCCGUCAUGAAAACAGAUCUGGUCACAGCUCUGGACAUUUUCUUCCUAAAAUAAAUAAGUGAAUUCAUUAA
Molecule: messenger RNA, 6804 nt
Organism: Hemicordylus capensis (graceful crag lizard)
Lineage: Eukaryota; Metazoa; Chordata; Lepidosauria; Squamata; Cordylidae
Gene: UNC45B
Product: unc-45 myosin chaperone B
Exons: 17
Coding region: 31-2532 (833 amino acids)
Molecular function (GO): Hsp90 protein binding
Source: RefSeq, a predicted model, not a curated record